This is a messenger RNA of Schizosaccharomyces japonicus yFS275, 6993 nucleotides long. RefSeq names its product phosphatidylinositol kinase Tor1. Lineage: Eukaryota; Fungi; Ascomycota; Schizosaccharomycetes; Schizosaccharomycetales; Schizosaccharomycetaceae. Gene Ontology annotation, cellular component: TORC2 complex; cell periphery; chromatin. Bases 1 to 6993 code for a protein of 2330 amino acids. The record is from RefSeq and is a predicted model, not a curated record. Gene Ontology annotation, molecular function: kinase activity; protein serine kinase activity; protein kinase activity. Gene Ontology annotation, biological process: regulation of carbohydrate utilization; negative regulation of G2/M transition of mitotic cell cycle; TORC2 signaling. The transcript is spliced from 2 exons.
AUGGCUUUUUUUAUUGAUUUAAAAAGUAAAAAUGAAGAGAUUCAACUGUUAGCGGCUGAAAAACUGAAGGAAUAUGUAACUAGCUCGACGAAAGAGCUCUCUGGAGAAUCAUUAUCGCGUUUCAGCAAUGACAUUAACCGACGAAUCUUUGAACUGAUUCACAGUCAUGACUCUCAUGAACGGCUGGGUGGAAUUAUUGCAAUUGGAAAGCUUAUAGAAGUAGAGAGUGAAGGAGAUGUCACAAACCUGACUAGAUAUGCAAACUAUCUGCGGAUGACACUACCAAACACAAACUUCCAUUCGAUGGAAGUUUGUGCACAGGUUCUCGGUAAUUUAGCAGCGACUGGAGGCACAAUUGCGGCCGACUUUGUGGAGUUUGAAGUCCAACGUGCCUUUGAAUGGCUUCAAGGAGAUCGCAACGAGCCUAAACGAAUGGCUGCUGUACUCGUUCUUCGUGAACUGGCGAUUCAUUCACCUACACUGGUCUACGUUUACGUCUCCGACAUCUUUCCGAAUCUUUGGGCUGCUCUUCGGGACCCAAAACCAGUAAUUCGCGAAACAGCUGCCGAUGCUUUGGGUGCGACACUGGAUGUUGUCUGUCAACGUGAAGCAAAGGUCCAGCUACAAUGUUUCAGUAAGGUUCUCAUGCAAGCUGAAUAUGGACUGAAGCAGGCCUCUGUCGAACAGCUGCAUGGAAGUUUACUGGCGUACAAAGAACUAUUUGAAAAGUCGGGCUCAUUCAUCAGCGGACACUACCAAAACUUCUGUGAGCUUGUGCUCAAGUUGAGGGAACAUCGCGAUGGUACCAUCAAUCGUACCCUUCUACUGCUUAUACCAACUUUAGCAGAAUACAACCCAACACAAUUCCGUAUUCGCUACUUGGACCAAUUCAUGGUUUUCUUGCUGCAGCAAAUUAAAAAGGACCGGGACAAAGAGCAAGCGUUUAGUGCUAUCGGUCGAAUUGCCCUUGCUGUAGGUGAGGCUAUCGUGCCCUACCUACAAACAACCCUUCAGCUCAUUAAAAAGACUCUUACAGCCAAAGUUCGGGGGAAGACCUCUUAUGAAAAAGUGAUUUUUGAGUGCAUUGGUCAAUUGGCCGCGGCUGUCAAGCUCGAGCUUUUUGAAGACUCGCGUAGCUUGCUGGGAUUAAUCUUCUCUUGUGAAAUAAGUGAGCAUUUGCGUGAUGCACUUGAAAAAAUGGCUGCCAAUAUUCCUCCCCUUCUAGCACCUAUUCAAGAACGGUUGCUGAAUAUGGUUAGUCAAAUACUAACAGGAAAAGAAUUUGAAAUUCGGCCAGAUGAUGCAUACACUCCCUGCGCUGCUGAUUAUAUAUCUCUCCAUCAGCCCGUUGACACAACUCAAGGUUCACGUCAAAUUAUUAUUGCAUUAGAGAUUCUGGGGUCUUUCAAUUUUGAAGGUUACUCCUUGGUUAGUUUUGUACAAGAGUCUGUUUUGCCGUACCUUGAGAACGACAAUGCCGAUGUUCGCGUGGCAGCUGCUCGGACCUGUUGCCAAGUUUUUGGUGAGGAUCCUAUUUGUCUGAAGACAACACCACUUGCCAUUGAAUCCGUUGCAGAGGUACUGGAAAAGUUGUUGACAUUGGCGAUUGCAGAUGCCAACCCGAGAAUUAGACAAACGGUUUUAUCACUUCUUGAUGAAAGAUUUGACAGACAUCUGGCUCAACCAGAGAAUAUCCGUUGCCUAUUUAUCGCCUUAAACGAUGAACUAUUUAAUAUCCGGGAGAUUGCUAUCGUCAUCAUUGGUCGUUUAGCUCAUUAUAAUCCUGCUCACGUUAUGCCCUCGCUCCGGAAAACCAUUAUUCAAUUACUUUCUGAUCUCGAGUAUUCGGGAAAUAGUAGGCACAAAGAAGAGAGUGCACGACUCCUACGGCUUUUAGUGUCCACUGCUAAAAAGUUGAUUAAACCCUACAUACACUCGAUAACACAAGCUCUAUUACCUAAGGCAAGGGAUCAGAGUCCCAGUGUGUCAUCAGCCGUAAUUUCUGCAUUGGGUGAACUGGCCUACGUUGCAGGUGAGGAUAUUUCAAACUCUGUUCGCAAGUCGUACAUGAGCUUGAUUCUUCAAACACUGCAAGACCAGAACUCAGUAGUGAAAAGGCUUUCCGCGCUGAAGGCUUUACGACAGUUUUGUGGUGGUUCGGGCUAUGUGAUACAACCUUAUCUUGACUAUCCUUCCCUUUUAAGUUUACUUAUUGACAUUUUGCGAUCCGAACAACCCGCACCUAUAAGACGAGAGGUUCUCAGGACCAUCGGUGUCUUGGGAGCCCUUGAUCCUUACAAAUACUUGUCUAUGUGGAGUCAGGAAGAGGAGGAAGUUUUCAGUUCUCGUGGGAGUACUUCAGAGUCUACGCUGCUAAACCCGUUUACCCAGUCAGGCACGCUGGAAUUUUAUGCCUCUGUUUCCGUCUCAGUUCUCAUGGUUAUUCUAAAAGAUCCAUCCUUAUCUAUGCAUCAUUCAUCAGUCGUUCAAGCCGUUAUGCAUAUAUGUUCCCAUGUUGGCUCCAAGUCGUUCGUUUUUCUGCCCCAAGUCAUUCCUACCUAUCUGCAUGUAAUGCAAUCUUUAUCUCCUUCAUCUAGUGAACUGUAUUUCCAGCAGUUAGCUACUCUUACAACGAUAGUUGGACCAAAAAUUCGUGAUUAUGUUUCUAAUAUGUUUAACGUUGCAAAAGUGUUUUGGGAUGGUGGCUCCUCUCUUUUAGUCGUUAUUCUCAAUCUCAUCGAAGCUAUUGCUGAGGCUCUGGCCGAUGAGUUUAAAUUCUAUUUACCUCAAAUUCUCUCUUAUAUGCUUACGGUCUUUGACACCGAUACUACACCCACUCGGGUUUGUGCACACAAAGUUCUCCAUGCAUUUGUUGUUUUUCAGACGAGUAUUGAGGAGUAUAUGCAUCUGGUACUUCCUGUAGUUGUUCGAACCUUUGAAAGGGAAACAGUUCCUCUUGCGUUAAGAAAAAGUGCAAUUAAGUGCAUAGCUGAUUUGCUCCAGACAGUAAAUUUUUCAGAUCAUGCCUCCCGUGUUAUUCAUCCUUUGGUCAGGAUACUUUCAAAGGGGAACCAGGAAAUGAAAAUGGCUACAAUGGAUACGCUAUGCGCAUUUGUCACCCAAUUGGGUUAUGACUACGCUAUUUUCAUUCCUACGGUUAACAAAGCUCUCUCACAUCAAAAAGUUCAGCAUGCAGCAUAUGAUUUACUCGUCUCUCGAUUGCUCAAAGGUGAACCGUUACCAAAAGAUUUAAUGGUACAACGUACUGCGGACGAAAUCGCGGCACAGCAGAGUCGUACCUUGGAUGAAAAUAUUGCUAAGCUUCCGGUUGAUCAAGGUUGUUUACGGGCUGCUUGGGAAACAUCCCAAAAAUUAACUCGAGAUGAUUGGCAAGAGUGGAUCCGUCGACUUAGUGUUGAGCUUCUGAAGGAAUCUCCCUCGCAUGCCUUAAGAGCAUGUUCUAGUUUGGCCGGUGUUUAUCAUCCAUUAUCGAGAGACUUGUUUAAUGUCGCAUUUCUUUCGUGCUGGAAUGAGCUCAGCGAAUCUAAUCGCAGAAGUCUGGUGAAAUCAAUGGAAACUGCGAUGAACGCUCCAAAUUUGCCUACAGAAAUUCUUCAGACGUUGCUAAACCUUGCAGAAUAUAUGGAACGUGAAUGCCACGCGUUACCUAUAUCACCAUCUGUUCUUAGCGGACAUGCUUCCCGUUGUAACUUUUAUGCAAAGGCUUUACAUUACAAAGAGCUGCAAUUCAUUGAGGAGCUAUCUUCAGAAGUGAGUAUCAACACUAUUGAAACGCUAAUUACAAUUAAUAACUGCCUACAACAGCCAGAUGCGGCUAUCGGUAUGUUACGAUAUGCGAAACAAAACAAUAAGCUUGAACUUCGUGAGACUUGGUAUGAAAAACUACAUCGUUGGGAUGAUGCAUUGGCAGCAUACACCAAACGCGAGUCUGAAGAAAACUCAAAUUUUGAAACAACGUUGGGUAAACUUCGUUGUUAUCAAGCCCUUGGUGAAUGGGACCAACUUUCAGACUUGGCUCAAACAUCCUGGAAAGAUGCUAAACAAGAACAGCGCGAAUCAUUGGCUCCCUUGGCGGCCGCCGCUGCCUGGGGACUUGGUCAAUGGGGACUUAUCAAUAAAUAUGUUGGUGCGAUGGAUCGAGAACCACAAGACAAGGAGUUUUUUUCGAUUAUUGAUGCGGUAUAUACGAACCACACCGAGAAGGCCUUUAUGCACAUGGAACGUUUACGGGAUAUUCUAGUAACAGAUUUAGCUUCCAUUAUUGGUGAAAGUUACAACCGUGCAUAUCCCAUUAUUGUUAAAUCACAAAUGCUUUCCGAAUUGGAAGAGAUAAUUGAAGUUAAACAAUCCGAAUUCGAUGAGGUCUCUUUCAAUUCUCUAAAGCGGACAUGGAUGAAACGAUUGGAUGGUUGCCAGCAUGAUGUGGAUAUUUGGCAUCAUGUGUUGAAUAUCAGAGCGCUCAUUAUACGACCAAAGGAAUCGCCUGAGAUGUGGAUCAAGUUGGUAAAUUUGUGUCGACGUUCAGAUCGAUUGACUUUGGCCUCUCAGUGUCUCAGUCAUCUGGUCGGUGAAUCAUCUUUGGACAACAUUGAUUUCGAAAAGCUAAAGAUGUAUAAUUCCCAUAUUGCUUACGCAUAUCUAAAAUGUGUUUGGGCAAACGGAAAAAGAGAAGAAGCCUUGAAUCACCUAUCCAACUUCACAUCGUAUCUGGCUAAAACAUAUGGAUAUGACGAGGAGACGAUGGGACAAAGACACGACCUGGGACUAUUAAAUAUCAGAGACACCUCUAAUGACGAUUUGAGCUUUCUUGCCCAUUGUUAUAAUAAGCAAGGCAAGUGGAAAAAGUUACUUGAUCAAGAUUUAAGCGUGAAUAAUGCCGAUGACAUUCUCAACUGCUAUUAUCAUGCAACUAUAUGUGAUAAGUCUUGGUAUAAGGCAUGGCAUUCUUGGGCCUUGGCAAAUUUUGAAGUAGUUGGAUACUAUGAACAAGCAAAGCCCGCUCUUUUUCCAUCAGGAUGCGAAAGUAAUAUUAUAUCUGCAAUAAAGGGUUUCUUUAACUCUUCAGUACUUAGUCCAAAGAAUUCGUUACAGGACAUUCUUCGCCUACUUAAUCUUUGGUUUCGGUUUGGCGACAAAGUGGAGGUUGAUACUGCGAUUAAUGAAGGAUUCUCGGUUGUACCUAUGGAUAUGUGGCUUGAGGUUAUUCCUCAAUUAAUCGCACGUAUACAUACACCCAGUACACGUGUUCGUAAGUCUGUUCAUCAAUUGCUUACUGAUAUUGGGCGCGCCCAUCCACAGGCGUUGGUUUACUCGUUGACCGUUUCUGCUAAAUCUACAAACGUUCACCGGAAAAACUCGGCGCAAACAAUUAUGGAGAGUAUGCUUGCUCAUAGUGGAGAAUUAUACCGACAAGCUUUGCUGGUGAGCGGAGAGCUCAUACGCGUAGCCAUUCUGUGGCACGAAAUCUGGUAUGAGGGACUUGAGGAUGCAUCCCGUGCUUUCUUCUCUGAAAGGGAUCCAAUGUUGAUGAUAGAGACGCUAAAACCAAUUCACGAAGUACUCGAAAAAGGACCUGAAACACUUUCAGAAAUUUCAUUUGCCUCUAUGUUUGGUUAUGACUUGCAACGAGCUAAACAGUUUUGGCUCCGUUAUUUGGAGAAUAACGAUAUGAUGGAAUUAAACCAGGCCUGGGAUUUAUACUAUCAGGUCUUUAAAAAAAUCCAGAAACAGCUUCCUCGUAUUACCGAAAUAGAAUUACAAUAUGUUUCUCCUAAACUUUUGGAGGCUCGUGAUCUUGAGUUGGCGAUGCCUGGAACUUACAAACACAAUAAACCCAUAAUUCGGAUAUCUCGGUUUUGUCCAACCUUCAAAGUUAUCUCCUCAAAGCAACGUCCCCGGAGGCUUACUAUCCAUGGAAGUGAUGGUCGAGAAUAUCAAUACGCCCUCAAGGGACAUGAAGAUCUUCGUCAGGAUGAGCGGGUAAUCCAAUUAUUUGGAUUGUGUAACACUCUUCUGACGAUGGAUAACGAAACUUUUAAAAGAAGACUCUCAAUCGAUCGAUAUCCUGUAAUCCCAUUAUCACCAAAUUCUGGCUUAAUAGGCUGGGAUUAUCGGGAAAGUAAGAACGUUUUGCUAAAUCAAGAACAUCGACUCAUGCUUCAAAUGGCACCGGAUUUGGACAGUCUUACUGUUCUUCAAAAGCUAGAAGUUUUUGAGUAUGCUCUACAGAACACCGAUGGUCGAGACUUGUAUCAUGUUUUGUGGCUCAAUUCACGCAAUUCAGAAGUAUGGCUUGAUCGUAGAACGAAUUACACAAGAAGUCUUGCUGUUAUGUCUAUGGUUGGUUAUAUUCUUGGUUUGGGUGAUAGGCACCCGUCCAACCUGCUAAUGGAUCGAAUUACAGGCAAAAUCGUCCACAUUGAUUUUGGAGAUUGUUUUGAGGUUGCUAUGUUCCGAGACAAGUAUCCCGAAAAAAUCCCGUUUCGGUUAACAAGAAUGCUCAUUAAUGCCAUGGAAGUCAGUGGAAUUGAAGGAAGUUUUCGAAUCACUUGUGAACAUGUUAUGCACGUUCUUCGUUCGAACGCUGAAUCGUUGAUGGCCGUGCUCGAAGCGUUCAUAUACGACCCUCUUAUUAACUGGCGUCUUAUGACAAAAAGACCUAACGAUGCUACAGAAACAUCUUCGACUCGUGUUCAGACCAGUUCAAUAGAAGAAAAGGGGCGUUCAUGGGGACGAAGAUUACGCUCGUCGAUGUUUACAUCUGCAGAAGAUGCUGAACAAGAUGUCGACAACGAAGGCCUUAAUCAACGUUCUCUCCAAGUUCUGAAACGUGUUUCUAACAAGCUUACUGGUCGAGAUUUUGAUUUGCAUCAAAAACUUACAGUAAAAGAUCAAGUGGCCAAGCUUAUUCAGCAGGCUACGGAUCACGAAAACCUCUGUCAAUGCUACGUUGGAUGGUGUAGUUUUUGGUAA